This is a messenger RNA of Vombatus ursinus (common wombat), 2432 nucleotides long. It is a transcript of the gene PIP5KL1, whose product is annotated as phosphatidylinositol-4-phosphate 5-kinase like 1. The transcript has 11 exons. NCBI's taxonomy places the organism in Eukaryota, Metazoa, Chordata, Mammalia, Diprotodontia, Vombatidae. The record is from RefSeq and is a predicted model, not a curated record. Gene Ontology annotation, biological process: phosphatidylinositol metabolic process. Gene Ontology annotation, molecular function: phosphatidylinositol kinase activity. Bases 55 to 1398 code for a protein of 447 amino acids.
GAGCGUCAGCGGCGGCGGCGGCGGGGGCGAUGGCGGAGAGGCCCUCGCAUCACAAUGAAGCACAGACAAAUUAGCCAGUUGUCCAAGGAGUCCAGCCAAAAUUCCGGACCUUUGGACAGGCGGUCCGGUCCCUGUGUCUGCAUACUUGGCGGUAGUUCUGAAGACAGGCCUAGCCUCCCAACCAGCUCCCAAGGCUCCCAAGGCGACUCCCUGUUUCAGCGAUUACUGUGGCACUUAAGAGAGAAGUGGAAACUACUCGGCCUUUUUGAGAUUAACUCUGAACAUGAACAUUAUGAGCUGUUGUGCAUGAUUAAGGCAGGGCUUCGAGAUGCCAUCCAGGUCUCUGUUGACCACCUUUCCAGGCAACCCCUAAAGGAGGAAGAUUAUGCAUCUGUAAUGACCCAGCCCCACGAGGGCUUUGAAUUGACCACCAUGGCAGGCCCUGUCUUUGCCCACUUUCGCCGCUUCCUGGGCCUGGAAGAAAAGGAUUACCAGAACUCCCUGUCUUCCAGUCACUGCUUCCUACAAUUCAUCAGUAACUCUAAGAGCAAAGCAAACUUCUUCUUGACAAAUGACAAGCGCUUCUUCCUGAAGACCCAAGAGAAGUGGGAGAUCCAGUUCCUGCUCUCCAAACUGGCCCUCUACAUUCAUCACCUCCACGAAUACCCCCAUUCCCUGCUUGUCAAGUUUCUGGGUAUCCACAGCAUCAAGGUGGCCCGGGAGAAGAAGAAAUACUUCAUCAUCAUGCAGAGCAUCUUCUACCCUGACAAUCGAAUUACUGAAAGGUAUGACAUUAAAGGGUGCCGAGUGAGCCGCUGGACAGAACCUUUGCCUGAGGACAGCCACAUUAUCACGGUGCUAAAGGAUCUCAACUUUGAGGGACACACCAUCUCCCUGGGGUCCCAGAGGAACUGGUUUAUCAAGCAGAUGGAGCUGGAUACCACCUUCCUGCGUAACCUCAACGUCCUGGACUACAGCCUACUGGUGGCCUUUCAGAAGCUCCACUUGGACGAGAAGCAACCAAACAAGAAUAUCAUGAGUCGUAUAGCUAAGUCUGUGCAUGGGGCAUGGGGCGAGGCUUCAUCAGUGCCUUCAGACAGGCUAUCCAGGUAUGUGAAGAAAUCCACCAUCUCUUCCCUGCGCAGGAGCAAAGCUUACAACCUAGCUGCCCACAACUGCCGGCUCCUGCCCGACGUCCUUAACGCCUUACACACCCUGGAUGGCCCAGAGCAUCGCUACUUUAUAGGGAUCAUAGACUUCUUCACUGUUUACAAUCUCCGCAAACGGAUAGAGUUCCUGUGGAAAUCCCUUCUUCACCCUGGCGGUUCCUUCUCCACCGUCAACCCUACCCGCUAUGCCAGCCGCCUCUGCCAGUGGGUGGAGACUCACACGGUGUGACAGGGUGUCCGCGGAAAAUUCCUACCCUGGGUUGCGCCCUUCCACCACCAGGGGGCAGCCUUGGCUCAAAAAAAAUCAGAUUCCUUCAUGGUAGGCUGUGCACUUGGAAUGAUGUUUUGACUACAUUCCGACUCCUAUUUCAUUCUUCCCCAACAUCCCAGGAUGCUGGGGAGAUAAAGUUGGGGUCAAGAAACAAUCUGAUGUAACAGGAAGAGCACUGGACUGAAAAUUAGGAUACCAGCAAUUCUAGUCGCAUCUCUGCCUGUAAUUUACUAUGCUUCCUUCAUCUGGGCCUUGGUUUCCUUCUCUGCAAAAUGAGGGUGUUGGAUUUAAUAGACUCAGAGGUCAUUCCAGCUCUAUGAUUUUGUGGUCUGGUUAGGAUAAAAUUCAGGGGCUUAAUAUAUAUACCUCCUUCUUCUCUAUCCAUGGUCUAAAUGAUGGGUCUGAGCCAUCUCUGAUAAGAGAAUGACUUCUGGAAAACCCCUCUGUCUCUUAUCUAACCACCAACAUGGCAAGUGACCCUUGGGAGAGGGCAUCACCCUCCCGAUCCAUCUUCUGCUUCCCAGAGCCCAUCACCUGGGCAGUAGAAGAGGAAUAAAUAAUAGAGUACUUCCUCAAGUGCAGGGAACAGGGUUCUUGUUGGGGGUGGUUAUGAAAAUGAUUCCUUUAUGAAGUAGAUAGAGCCAAGGCAGCAGAAGUGGGGUGGUGAUUCAUAUUAAGGUAUCUGCACCCUGUCUUGUGUAACCCUGAGCAAGUUGUUCAACUUUUGAUGCCUCAAUUUCCCCUUCUGUAAAGUGGGGAAAAUAAUAAUUGCUCUCUCCAUCUCUUGGAAGAUAAAUGUACAUUGAGAUAAUUGGAGGGUAGAUGUUACAGCAAUAUAUCAAAUAUUUUGCCACAUCAGGGAUCUGUCAUUUCUUUGGGACGAGUGCUUCCUUCACUGCUAUAGUUUAGCAACCUUUCUUUGAGAGUUGUUAUGUCCAAAAAACCACAUCAUUCUAUGGUUAGUUGACCAAUAAACAAGCAUUUAUUAAGCA